Molecule: messenger RNA, 879 nt
Organism: Blepharisma stoltei
Lineage: Eukaryota; Ciliophora; Heterotrichea; Heterotrichida; Blepharismidae
Source: the annotation of a GenBank genome assembly
AUGAUAGACUCAUUAAAUUCCCUGCAAUCGAAAAAUAACAUAAUUUCCAGUGACCAAAUACAAUUUAAAGUUUAUCAGAUUUCUGAUUGAAUUGAAAUCAUAAAUAGCAAUGACAUCUCACACAUUAACAGAUAUGAAUUAAAGUGCAAUUUAUCUCGUGGAAUUCCUGAAUGCAUAAGAGGAGACGUUUGAGCAUUCCUUUCAAAAGCGAAUAAAUAUAUAGAGCGAUCAGACCAAUUUACAUAUUUUAGGCUCUUCUCUCAAGAUAAUUUAGAAAUUGAGCUCCAAAUCAGGAAAGAUAUACACCGAACUUUCCCUGAGCAUGAAAUGUUUGCUUUUGAAGAUGGAUAUGGCCAGCAAGGCCUUUUGAACAUUCUUAAAGCAUAUUCACAGUUUGACUCUGAAAUAGGAUACUGCCAAGGGAUGGGGUUUAUUGCAGGGAUACUUUUAAUGUAUAUGCAUUCUGAAGAAUUGGCGUUUUGAGGAUUUGUGGGGCUUAUGGAUAAAAAAAACUGAAGAAGAAUAUAUGAAAUUCAUACUCCUGGAUUAUUGGAAUUAAUUAAAAAAUUAUCAUCACGAAUACAAACUGAGCUUCCAAUGAUUUUUAAACAUUUUCAUAAUGAGGGUGUUGAUUUUACUGUAUUUUCCAGAUAUUUUAUUACAAUUUGUUCAUAUCGAGUGCCAAUAAAGUUUGCGGUGAGAAUUAUGGAUGUGUUUUUGCUUGAAGGUGAAGAUGAAUUGAUAAAAAUUAUUGCAAAAAUGCUUGAGCUAAAGCAGAAAAGAAUAUUAAGACUAAAACAAGAAGCGUUGUAUUCUUAUAUUAAUGAAAAUUUAGUUACAGAAUGCUACGAAGAAUUUGAAAUGCUAUUAAUUCUUUAG